Talaromyces amestolkiae is the source of this 1155-nucleotide messenger RNA. RefSeq lists its product as uncharacterized. Bases 1 to 1155 code for a protein of 384 amino acids. The record is from RefSeq and is a predicted model, not a curated record. The transcript is spliced from 3 exons. NCBI's taxonomy places the organism in Eukaryota, Fungi, Ascomycota, Eurotiomycetes, Eurotiales, Trichocomaceae.
AUGACCAAGGACGACCAGGAUGCUGAUUUCCAUAUCCCAAGCGAGCCAGAAGGCUUCAAAAACUUACUCAAAGGAGUUUCCCUUAAGAAUACCAUUCAUGAACUGCACACAUCCGAACUCGACUCCGGCUCGGACGUAACAAAUGAACAAUUCGCUCUGCUUCGAGCAUAUUAUCCACCUUACGUGAAACGGACAGCAUUCGGAAAAUACUGCAAAAAGGAACUCGAUCUAAUGAAAGCCCGAGCCUCUGCCAGAGAGCUUCUCGAUGCUUCUCUAUCAUAUGGUAAUAUGCUUCGCGUGGAGGGCCUCAAUUAUCCAAACGCCUUUGUCCGCUUCCUCCAACAGCUUCGUGGUUUAUCCCUUACUAAAGCGGAUAAAAAAGCCAUGGAGGACCCCGCGGAACCCAGACCUGAUGCUAGGCGGAAAGCUCAGUCACCACCUGCGGAGCGCAUCGAGACCAAAUCAAGGAGAAGACGUGCGGCUAGAAUUGUAAGAUAUUUUGAGGAUAUUCUCAGUCAAGAAGGGGAUGAAAUGAGUGAAACAAGCAAUGGCAGCCAAGAUAGGAAUGUUGAGUCAAGAAAAAUGGCAAGCAAUCCAGAUGGCCAUCCGCAAUGCGCGGAUGAGUCUAUUGUAAACGCGUGCUGUAUCAACCUUUUGGAGACCCUCGCACAGCUCAUUCCGUCCAAAAGAUCAAACUGGACACUGGCCCGGCUAAGCUUCACAGCUGAAUUCGAAAGGGGAGAAUACACGGCAAUAACGGAUGGUGCAUUAUACACUAAAGACAAGCACAUUGUGCAAGCCAUAGUGGAGGUCAAACCGCACAUUCGUUCAUCAAUUUUGACAAAAGUCGAGAAACAGGAGGCAUCAGAAAUAGUCGCCUGGAUGAAGAAAUCCAACGGUGAUGGAUUACCACAACUAGGUGGACAUCGGCUUCUUGUCGGCCAGAACCAGCAUGAGGUUUAUCUCAUGUUUGCGAAGCCAGACGAAGAAUACCAAGCAUACCUCGAUUCAUCCCACAAUGUGAAGAACGACCAAGGUUUUCUUUCAAUACAGGCCUGUGGGCCUUGGUCGCUCACAGAUAGGGGGGAAGAUCUUGAUGAACUUUGCGAAAUUCUUCUCGCAAUUAUCAUACGAGCAUCUGCUGAGGUGGUCUGA